Molecule: messenger RNA, 1507 nt
Organism: Scheffersomyces amazonensis
Lineage: Eukaryota; Fungi; Ascomycota; Pichiomycetes; Serinales; Debaryomycetaceae
Exons: 1
Coding region: 180-1385 (401 amino acids)
Biological process (GO): glycerophospholipid biosynthetic process
Cellular component (GO): mitochondrion
Source: RefSeq, a predicted model, not a curated record
AGGGCAUCACAGGCCAAAGUAACGAAGAAGGCAAAUUCAGAGAUAGUGAAAAUAAUUGAAUUUAUUGUUUAUAUCAAUUAGUCUAACUAUUACAAGUUAUAUAUAUAUCAAUCACCGUAAUUAAUAAUCAGAUCAAUUGACUAUUCAAUACCAUACUAGAGUUAUAGUUUCCAUUGCCAAUGAGUGUAAUUACUAGACAAUUGAUCAGAUCAGCUAUUCGAUCUGGUCCAAGUCAUUAUAGCAGUUCAUCAACAUAUGCGUCAAUUAAACAAUUACGUCAAUUCAGCUAUAAUCCUAAACUAAGUAGUAGCAAUUUGGCCUUCAUGUUUGAUAUUGAUGGUGUAUUAUUGAGAGGUGAACAAGCCAUUGCCAAUGCCAAACCUGCAUUAGAAUUAUUGAAUCAUCACAAAAUUCCUUUUAUAUUAUUAACUAAUGGAGGAGGAGUUCGUGAAGCUGAUAGAGUGGAAUUCAUUAGUUCUGUCCUUGACUUACAGAUUAGUCCGUUACAAAUUGUUCAAAGUCACACUCCUAUGAAAGCAUUAGCUCAUAAACAUGCUUAUGAUCGUGUUUUAGUUGUCGGAGGUCCUGGUGAUAGCGCUAGAACUUGUGCUUUAGAAUAUGGAUUCCAUGAUGUUGUUAUGCCAAUUGAUUUGGUAAGAGCAAACCCAUCUAUUUCUCCUCAUCAUAGAUAUACUGAAGAAGAUUUCCAAAAAUUUGCGUUGGAGCCAGUCGAAAGUCACUUGGAUAAACCAAUUGAAGCCAUUUUGGUUUUUAAUGAUCCACGUGAUAUGACUACUGAUAUACAAGUUGUAAGUGAUUUAUUAAAUUCAAACCAUGGUAUAGUUGGUACUAAAAGAAAGAUUGAAAAUUUAAAGCAUAGAGAAGAACCCUCAAUCCCAAUUAUCUUUAGUAAUAAUGAUUAUUUAUGGGCUAACGAUUAUAAUUUGCCAAGAUUUGGCCAGGGUGCUUUCAGGAUCAUUGUAGAAGCAUUAUAUAAACACACCAACCAAUUGAAGGCUUCGGAACAUUUGCAUUCUAUCGUUAUGGGAAAGCCAUUUAAAAUUCAGUAUGAUUAUGCCCAUCACGUAUUAAUUGAUUGGAGAACGAAAUUAGUUGCGGAUGAUACUGCAAAUACUGAACAAAUAUUACCUAAUCUUGGAGAAACUCCUACAAACUCUCCAUUUGAAAAGAUUUAUAUGAUUGGAGACAAUCCAGAAUCAGAUAUCAAGGGUGGUAAUGACAAUGGCUUAGAGACAGCACUAGUCAGAACUGGAGUUUUCAGAGAUGAAGAUUUUAAUUCAAUUGUUGCUAAACCUACGGUUGGAGUAUUUGAUGAUGUGUAUGAAUCUGUUACAGCCAUUUUAGAGAAACACAAAGUCAUCUAAUUUCGUGUGACCUUUAGACAAGGUUUCAUUUCGUCAAAACCAUUAUUUUUGUGGAGAAAUUUAUUCUAUUUUAUUUUUUGUCGUACAUAUAAUUCUUUCAAUAUAUAUUGCUUAAUUUCUAU